Messenger RNA from Meleagris gallopavo (turkey), 3944 nucleotides. The record is from RefSeq and is a predicted model, not a curated record. NCBI's taxonomy places the organism in Eukaryota, Metazoa, Chordata, Aves, Galliformes, Phasianidae.
GCUGAGCGUGCUGCUGGGAGGCAGAGGCAGUGCUGGGGCUGAGCGUUUUGGGACCUCACGGGGAGUAUGGCAGAUCCCGAAGACCCCCGUGAUGCUGGGGAUGCACUGGGGGAUGACUCCUUCCCACUCUCCUCACUGGCCAACCUGUUUGAGGUGGAGGACACCUCAUCCCCUGCUGAGCCAUCCCGGGGUCCCCCCGGUGCUGGGGAUGGAAAGCAAAACCUCCGGAUGAAAUUCCACGGGGCGUUUCGGAAAGGCCCCCCAAAACCCAUGGAGCUGCUGGAAUCCACCAUCUACGAGUCGUCGGUGGUCCCAGCACCCAAGAAGGCCCCCAUGGAUUCCCUCUUCGACUAUGGCACCUACAGGCAGCACCCCAGCGAGAACAAACGCUGGCGCAGGAGGGUCGUGGAGAAGCCGGUGGCUGGCACCAAGGGGCCGGCUCCCAGCCCACCACCUGUCCUCAAGGUUUUCAACAGACCCAUCCUCUUUGACAUUGUCUCCCGGGGGUCCCCAGAUGGCCUGGAGGGUCUCCUGUCCUUCCUGCUCACCCACAAGAAGCGUCUGACGGAUGAGGAGUUCCGAGAGCCCUCAACAGGGAAGACGUGCCUGCCCAAGGCGCUGCUCAACCUGAGUGCAGGCCGAAAUGACACCAUCCCCAUCCUCCUGGACAUCGCCGAGAAGACGGGAAACAUGCGGGAGUUCAUCAACUCACCCUUCCGUGAUGUCUACUACCGAGGUCAGACAGCGCUGCACAUCGCCAUUGAGCGCCGCUGCAAGCACUACGUGGAGCUGCUGGUGGAGAAGGGUGCCGAUGUGCACGCCCAGGCCCGUGGUCGCUUCUUCCAGCCCAAGGAUGAGGGCGGCUACUUCUAUUUUGGAGAGCUGCCCCUCUCGCUGGCUGCCUGCACCAACCAGCCCCACAUCGUGCACUACCUGACGGAAAAUGGCCACAAGCAGGCAGACCUGCGGCGCCAGGACUCGCGUGGCAACACCGUGCUGCAUGCUCUGGUUGCCAUCGCUGACAACACCCGUGAGAACACCAAGUUUGUCACCAAGAUGUACGACCUGCUCCUCAUCAAGUGCGCCAAACUAUUCCCUGAUACCAACCUUGAGGCCCUGCUCAACAAUGAUGGCCUCUCUCCACUCAUGAUGGCUGCCAAGACCGGCAAGAUCGGGAUCUUCCAGCACAUCAUCCGCCGGGAGAUUGCAGAUGAGGACGUCCGGCACCUCUCACGCAAGUUCAAGGAUUGGGCAUACGGCCCCGUCUACUCCUCACUCUAUGAUCUCUCCUCACUGGAUACCUGUGGAGAGGAGGUGUCCGUGUUGGAGAUCCUCGUUUACAACAGCAAGAUUGAGAACCGCCAUGAGAUGUUGGCCGUGGAGCCCAUCAACGAACUGCUGCGCGACAAGUGGCGCAAGUUCGGUGCCGUCUCCUUCUACAUCAGCGUGGUCUCCUACCUCUGUGCCAUGAUCAUCUUCACUCUCAUCGCCUACUACCGCCCCAUGGAAGGCCCUCCGCCAUACCCUUACACUACGACCAUCGACUACCUGCGGCUGGCCGGGGAGAUCAUCACCCUCCUCACCGGCAUCCUCUUCUUCUUCUCCAAUAUCAAAGAUCUCUUCAUGAAGAAGUGCCCAGGUGUGAACUCAUUCUUCAUCGAUGGCUCAUUCCAGCUGCUCUACUUCAUCUACUCAGUGCUGGUGAUCAUCACGGCAGGGCUGUACCUGGGCGGCGUUGAGGCUUACCUGGCUGUCAUGGUCUUUGCUUUGGUCCUGGGCUGGAUGAACGCACUCUACUUCACACGAGGGCUCAAGCUGACGGGGACUUACAGCAUCAUGAUCCAGAAGAUCCUCUUCAAAGACCUGUUCCGCUUCCUCCUGGUCUAUCUGCUCUUCAUGAUUGGCUAUGCCUCAGCACUGGUGUCGCUCCUGAACCCAUGUCCCAGCAGUGAGUCCUGCAGUGAGGAGCACUCAAACUGCACGCUGCCCACCUACCCCUCAUGCCGGGACAGUCAGACCUUCAGCACCUUCCUGCUUGACCUCUUCAAGCUCACCAUUGGCAUGGGUGAUCUGGAGAUGCUGGAGAGUGCCAAGUACCCAGGCGUCUUCAUCAUCCUGCUUGUUACCUACAUCAUCCUCACCUUCGUGCUGCUCCUCAACAUGCUUAUCGCCCUCAUGGGUGAGACCGUGGGCCAGGUGUCCAAGGAGAGCAAACACAUCUGGAAGUUGCAGUGGGCCACCACCAUCCUGGACAUCGAGCGCUCCUUCCCUCUCUUCCUGCGGAGAGCGUUCCGUUCUGGGGAGAUGGUGACCGUGGGGAAGGGCACUGAUGGGACCCCUGACCGCCGCUGGUGUUUCAGGGUAGAUGAGGUGAACUGGUCCCACUGGAACCAGAACCUGGGCAUCAUCAGUGAGGACCCGGGCAAGAGCGAUACAUACCAGUACUAUGGCUUCUCCCACACCGUGGGGCGGCUGCGGAGAGAUCGAUGGUCAACGGUGGUGCCACGUGUGGUGGAGCUUAACAAGAGCUGCCCAACGGAGGAUGUGGUUGUGCCAUUGGGGACCAUGGGCACGGCAGAGGCACGGGAGCGACGGCACGGGCAGAACUCCAGCUCCCUGCUCUAGCAUAGACUCUGCCUGGCCCCACAGCACCAGCGUGUGUCUGUUCCUCAGGGAUUUGUGCAGCCAAUGUCCCUGCAGUGCCCAUCCAUUGGGGUCCCAGUCCUGGCAAUUCUGGGGUCUCCAGUGCCACCGCUUUGCUUUCCUGCACCAUUGGCUCCAUUGUGCCAGCAGCUGGGUGCUGGGAGCUGCCCUGGCACCGACCACCACGGCCAAUGGCUUUUGCCCCAAGGUUUUUUUGUUUUUGUUUUGGUUUUUUUUUGCACAAGAUUUAUACGACUAUUUAUUUCGUAAUAAAGAGCAGCCACCACGGCCUCGUGUCAUCGAGUGUGGUCAGCAGGGAGAAUGUCGCUGCGGGAGGGACGGGGGAGCUGCGCAAUGCCUGCUGUGCCAUUCUGCAGUGCUGGCCCCUUGUGCACAGCGGAGGGCAGCACACUCCGCGCAAUGCCGCUCCCGGCGUUGGAGGAGCACCGAUUUGGCGGACGCUGAUGGUUGGUGACACGGUGGCACAGCAGCACAGCUCGCUGAGCAAAUGAUCGAGCAGAAAAGGGGACGCUCUAUCUUCGAACCCGAUGGCUCGCCGUCAGCUCUAACCGUGCCGGCUCCGCUUAGAUGUGAUUUACAUAUAUCUCUCGUACCGCGGUUUAAGUAUUUCCCCAGGGUGAGGGAAUGAAGAAGUUUCAUUAUCACUACUUAGGAAGAGCUGAGCGUUCUGCUCUCGGCUCAGGCUGCAUCACAAGAUGAACUGCAGGGAUGAUGCAGCUGCAGACAGGCUCCAUCCUUCGUGGCAGGCAGUAUUUGGGAGCGAUGCACUUAGCUAUCCCCACAGCCGUGCAGGCAUGCUGCCCAGCACAGCCCCAGCUCCGCCACUGUCCUGGCUGCAAGGCUGGGAUUUCCCAGUGCAAUGGGAGUUAAACCGAUUUCCCUCUACCCAUGCAAAUUCUCAAGUCCUAAGGGUGCAGAGAUGUACACGCAAGGGCUGUAUGAUUUUAGGGGCUGUGUGUGGAGUGGGCCUACGUUCCUAUGAGAUGCACUCCAUGAUGGCUUGGUAGCAGUGGGGCUACAGUGCUGUCAGGCACCACAGCCAUACUGCUGGCGACAGGGACACCAUGGCCAUGAUGAUGGCAUCAUAGGAUCACCCCCACGCUCCUUCCACUGGAUGGUGACACAGGGCUCAAGUAGCAAUUGGACAGAUUGAUGCAAUGGGAAAGGAGCUACAACAAAGGUGUGAUGACAGAAGGAGCAGCACCGUAGAAAGAUACUAUAAAGGAACAGGAUUGCUCACCUGUAUCAGAAGAUUUCAGGUUCACAGACAAAAGCUUCAC